This is a messenger RNA of Anneissia japonica, 1320 nucleotides long. RefSeq lists its product as uncharacterized. Bases 1 to 1320 code for a protein of 439 amino acids. Gene Ontology annotation, molecular function: nucleic acid binding. The transcript has a single exon. Lineage: Eukaryota; Metazoa; Echinodermata; Crinoidea; Comatulida; Comatulidae. The record is from RefSeq and is a predicted model, not a curated record.
AUGCCUAUCGACAGCUCCACGUAUUGGACUGAUAGCACAUGCGUUCUACGCUAUCUAGAAAAUAAGGAAACAAGAUUUCAAACCUUUGUAGCAAAUCAAAUUUCAACCAUACUCGACCAAAGUGAAGCAAGUCAAUGGAGAUUCGUUGACGGAUCACUGAACCCGGCAGACGAGGCAUCAAGAGGUAUGACAGGUAGUGAACUUUUAAGUAAUCGUCGAUGGAAACAGGGGCCGGACUUUCUAAUGAAAUCCGAAAAUGAAUGGCCUCAGAGACCGAUAGACCUGGGUCAAAUACCAAACAAUGACCCAGAAGUGAAGUCAAAUUCCACCGUCUGUGCUAACAAUGUCAUUGGCCAAGACUCAAUUUCAAAGGUUAUAGAUCAUUACUCAAGUUGGAACUCAUUGAGAAAAACCAUUGCAUGGCUUUUACGUUACAAGUCAAAGCUUAGAGAAGCUGUUCGAAGGAGCAAGAGCGGAAUGCCUCUGCUGUCUGAGAAGACGGUCACUCCAAUAACUGUACUGGAGAUCAAUGGUGCGGAAUCCGCUAUUGUAAAACACAUACAGCAGCAAUGCUUUGGAAACGAUCAAGUCGAAUUGAGAAAAAAGACUAGCAGUAUAUACAAACUGGAUCCUAUUUUAGUGGAAGAAAUUGUACGUGUAGGAGGGCGUCUUCAUAACGCACCAAUUGACAUUGACACGAAACAUCAAAUCAUUUUGCCAAAAAAUCACCAUGUGGCGAAAUUGAUUAUCCAGUAUUACCAUCAUCAAUCUGGACACUCUGGUCUUGAACAUACGCUAUCGCUACUUAGACAGAAGUUUUGGCCUGUGCAAGGACGAACUACAGUGCGAACAGUCUUGAAUGAAUGUUUCAGUUGUAGGAGACGGCAGUCACCUGUAGCAAAACAGAAAAUGGCACAGUUUCCAGAAGACAGGGUAACACCAUUAAAGCCAACAUUUUCAUUUGUUGGCGUUGAUUGCUUUGGACCGUUUGAGGUUCGAAGAGGCAGAUCGACCGUUAAAAGAUAUGGUGUCCUCUUUACGUGUCUGACUAUACGAGCAGUGCACAUCGAAGUUUCUAACUCCUUGGAUACAGAAUCUUUCUUAAACGCCUUAAGGAGAUUCAUUGCUAGAAGAGGGCAACCGGAAGAGAUGAGAUCAGACAACGGAGGAAACUUUGUAAAGGGAGAGAAAGAGCUGAAAAAGGCUAUAAAUGAUUGGAAUCAAUCCCAAUUCACGAAUUUCUUUUGCAAAGAAAUAUCAAAUGGACAUUCAACCCACCUAUGGGAUCACACCAUGGUGGAGUGUGGGAACGGUGCAUAA